AUGGACAUGGACAUGGACGGAGAGGACGAGAAAAGCGAAGCUGUUGCUGCCAUUGCGACGGAGCGUCGCCAUGCUGAGAAGUACCGGGCCUAUCUGAAGCAGAAGGAACUCCUGGACUCGCUGCACCGGGUGGAAGAGCUGCCCGGCGGCGCUGUGGCCUUGCCCGUGCUGGGCAACCUGGGGGAGAUGCACCUGCAGGAGCUGCGGGAGCGCGUGGCCCCGGGUAGCACCUGCAUGCUCACCCGAAUCCAGGCGCCUCUGCCUUCCAGAAAAGCCCGGGCUUGCACCCCGGGCCUGAAGCUGUGCCAAGACUUGAGGCACUGGUUGCAAAGUCGAGGCCGGGCCUGGUCUGCAGAGCUGCAGGCCGACCUGCCCCGCACCUGGCAGAGACAUGGCGACCUCUUGUUGCUCAGUGAAGACUGUUUCCAAGCCCAGGCGUGGGCAGAUCUGGGGCUUCCAGAACUCUGGGACACCGUGGCCGCGGCCCUGGGCGUGCAACGCCUGGCCAAGCGAGGCCGGGUGGCCCCCGAUGGCGCCCGGACACCGACGGUGACGCUACUGCGAGGCGAUCACGGCUGGGUGCAGCAUGUGGACAAUGGCAUCCGAUACACGUUCGACGUGACCCGGUGCAUGUUCUCGUUCGGGAACAUCACGGAGAAGCUGCGCAUGGCGUCGCUCUCCUGUGCGGGCCAAGUGCUGGUGGAUCUCUAUGCCGGCAUCGGCUAUUUCACCUUGCCCUGCCUGGUGCAUGCUGGUGCCGCCUUCGUGCACGCCUGCGAGUGGAACCCCCAUGCCGAGGCAGCGCUGAGAAGGAAUCUAGAGCUCAACGGUGUAGCAGAUCGGUGCCAGAUUCACUUUGGGGACAACCGGCAGUUGGAGCUGUCAGACGUUGCAGACAGAGUGAUCCUGGGGCUGAUUCCCAGCUCUGAAGAAGGCUGGCCCGUUGCCUGCCAAGUGCUGAGACAGGACACUGGGGGCGUUUUACAUAUCCACCAGAAUGUGGAAUCUUUCCCAGGGAACACCCCCCAGCUUCCUGGAAAGGAUGAAACGGAAAAGGUGCAGCCUUGGCUUUCUUCUCGGGAAACUGCCACCAACCAGUGGGAAAAUGGAGACAGCAGGGAUUCAAGGAGGAAAAUGAGGUUGGCAGCUACCAAGCCAGAGUGGCAGAGGUGGGCACAGCUUGCGGAAACUCGCAUAGCUGGAUUUCUCCAGCAGCUUCAUGGGAAACCGUGGAGGACUAGAAUCCUACACAUCCAGCCAGUGAAAUCCUAUGCUCCCCACGUGGAUCAUAUAGUGCUGGAUCUGGAGUGUCGACCCUGCCCGCUAGUGGGCUAGAGAAGGGUGGAUCUGGAGACAGAACUCUACACGUGAGUUACCUUAGGACAGCAGCUCCGCCAAAUCCUACCCCUCUUGUCUCCUGUUAGUAUUUUA
Molecule: messenger RNA, 1431 nt
Organism: Suncus etruscus (white-toothed pygmy shrew)
Lineage: Eukaryota; Metazoa; Chordata; Mammalia; Eulipotyphla; Soricidae
Gene: TYW2
Product: tRNA methyltransferase 12 homolog
Exons: 1
Coding region: 1-1335 (444 amino acids)
Biological process (GO): tRNA methylation
Cellular component (GO): cytoplasm
Molecular function (GO): tRNA methyltransferase activity
Source: RefSeq, a predicted model, not a curated record